AUGGCAAGCAAGAAUUCGGCGGCGACCGUCAAGGUUUCUGGCUCGGCUGCCAAUUACACGCCUGCCACCUUGGAUCCCGAGUUGCGAUCGGCCAUUAAUUCGGUCUUGAUCGAAGAGGGCCAUGUCGGCAAGAUCCAAGACCAUCUUCUACACUCGCUACAUGCCCACUCGUCCAACUGGCCCACGACAGUCCAGAAUCACGCCCUGGCUCUCCUCCGCUCCGGCGAAAUCAGUACCUUCCCCGCCCUUCUACGACGAGUUUUGGAAGAUGUGCGCCACGAUACAGCCAAUGCUCCCUCCGGCGACGCCAACGGAGGCGAUGUGAACGGAAAGAAGCUAUCCAACGGCGCCGACACUACCAACGCCUCCAACGGCAACGUGCCCGCGGCGACAACGACAGCACCGAGCCUAGCGGUUCCGCAGGCCGUUAUCAAUGACGCGCUCAAAGUCACGCGCGAAAGCCUGGAGAUGGGGUCUGGCGCCGGCGCCAAAAGUAAGCAGCCAGUAGGGCUGAGAAAUGAUGGAAGCAAUAAGCGGAGAAAGCUGUCGUCAAGAGACGAUCGAGUCUACUGUCAAGUUGACAGUUUUCCCAGUCAUGGGGAGGAUGGACACAGUCAAGGUCUUAACGGCGGGGAGGAGAAGGAGGAGCAAAGAGAUGGUCGUAACCAAGGCGUUGCCUCAGGUUCGACAAUAGCAACUGCGGCCGCAGAAGAUGAUCCGUCGAUAUCCGAUGACGACCAACGAGAAAUUGUCAGAAGGCAUCACCCAAGGGUAACCAACGCCCUGCCGGAUGCUCUUCGGAGAGCCGGCUUGUUGACCCAGAGGUUUCAUGAUAGUCGGCCUCAGGACCAGGUGCAACACGAAAGCCAACUCCAACAUCCACAACAAAUUCAACAACAUCAAACCACACAUCAUCCUCUGCCUGGAUCUCCCACCCGAACAUAUCUUCAACCACAGCCACACUUUGAGCCCCAGCCUGGCGCAUCACAUGCCGGAGUGGGCAAUGCGCAGGAAGCACUUCAAAGUCAAGACACCGUAGGGACAGCUGCCCAAGCAGACUCCUCAGAGCAACCGAGCUAGAUGGGCAUGGAUGACUACUUGGGCCACAGAGGAAUCAUUUAGUAUGGUCAUUAUGGCAUGUACAUAGCUGGAAAUUGUUUUGACCGGUUGCAUCGAGGAAGAAGCCGGUGAAUCUGUA
Neurospora tetrasperma FGSC 2508 is the source of this 1198-nucleotide messenger RNA. RefSeq lists its product as uncharacterized. The transcript is spliced from 3 exons. Bases 1 to 1080 code for a protein of 359 amino acids. Lineage: Eukaryota; Fungi; Ascomycota; Sordariomycetes; Sordariales; Sordariaceae. The record is from RefSeq and is a predicted model, not a curated record.